This is a messenger RNA of Helobdella robusta, 1173 nucleotides long. RefSeq lists its product as hypothetical. NCBI's taxonomy places the organism in Eukaryota, Metazoa, Annelida, Clitellata, Rhynchobdellida, Glossiphoniidae. The record is from RefSeq and is a predicted model, not a curated record. Bases 1 to 1173 code for a protein of 390 amino acids. The transcript has 12 exons. Gene Ontology annotation, cellular component: SWI/SNF complex; NuA4 histone acetyltransferase complex. Gene Ontology annotation, biological process: regulation of transcription by RNA polymerase II; nervous system development. Gene Ontology annotation, molecular function: chromatin binding.
AUGAGUACAGGAAUCUAUGGAGGAGAUGAAGUUGGUGCAGUUGUGCUUGACAUUGGAUCUCACACAACCAGAGGUGGAUUUGCUGGAGAGGACAUGCCAAAAGCUGAUUUCAAGACAACAGUUGGUGUUCUGGCCGAUGCAGAAGACAUCACAGAUGGGUCAACUAGAAAGAAAUAUUGCAUUGAUACUGUAAAUAUCAAAGUGCCAAGAAAUUCUAUGGAAAUGGUCAACUUCGUUCAGGAUUGCAUGAUUGAAGACUGGGACACAUUUGAAAAAGUGUUUGAAUAUUUUUACAAAAGUUACAUCAAAUCAUCUGCAGACCAACAUCCUCUUCUCAUGUCCGAAGCACCUUGGAAUAUUUCGUCAAAACGAGAGAAGUUAACUGAAAUAAUGUUCGAAAAGUAUUCAGUUCCUGCAUUUUAUUUAUGCAAAAAUCCUGUACUUUCAGCAUUUGCAAGUGGCAGAUCGACAGCAUUAAUAUUGGACAGUGGAGCAUCUCACACAACUGCCGUACCAGUUUAUGAUGGAUAUGUUAUUCAACAAGCUGUUACCAAAACUAGUCUUGGGGGUAACUUCUUGAUUGAAGAGUGUAAAAACUAUUUUCAGCAUGAGAAUAUUGACAUUAUUCCUCAUUUCAGUGUGAACGAAACAAUAGAAGAUUUUAUCCAGUCAGUCAUUCAAUGCUCGGACAACAAUUACGAGGAAGAAAUAGAAUCAAUGGAAGCAACCGGGCCAGUUCAUCAUGAAUUUCCUGAUGGAUUCAACAGAAAGUUUGGUCUUGAAAGAUUCAGAAUAGCUGAAAGUUUAUUCGACACAAAUUACAUUAGAAGUCAUUCAAAUCCUCUAGUACAAAGUGUCAGCCAAAUAAUCAGUUCAGCCAUUGCCAAAGUUGAUAUCGACAUGAGACCUAGUAUGUACAACGGCAUAAUAGUUGUGGGCAGCAACUCUCUCUUGAAUGGUUUCUCUGACAGGUUGAUGACGGAUCUCGCCAAUAAACUUCCCGCUAGCACAAAGUUAAAGGUGAAUGCGUCGCAAAUAAACGUUGAAAGAAGAUUCAGCUCAUGGAUUGGUGGAUCAAUACUGGCCUCGCUGGGCUCCUUCCAACAGCUAUGGAUCUCAAAACAAGAGUACGAAGAAAGUGGAAGAAAUUGUGUUGAUAAAAAAUGUCCUUAA